AUGGUUCUAACGUGGUUCAUAACCGGUUGCUCCAGCGGCUUUGGAGAGUCCUUUGUUCGUCAACUCUGCGCUGCAGGCGACAAUGUUGUAGCGACAGGAAGAAAUGCCGAGACAAAGCUUUCUCAUUUGAAAGAUACUGGCGCGGCAAUCCUUGACCUAGAUGUUGCGGCACCUCCUGAGGUCAUCAAAGCCAAAAUCGACGAAGCUUGGGGCAUCUAUGAUGGAAUCGACGUUAUUGUGAACAACGCCGGUUUUAUUCUCAGUGGGCCGUUUGAAGAGCAAAGUCAAGAGGAUCUGGAAAGGUCAUUCCAAGUCAAUCUGCAUGGGCCCUUGAACAUCACUCGUGCGAUAUUGCCGUAUUUCAAAGGGAGAAAGUCUGGGACAUUGCUCUAUGUCAGUUCUCAAGCUGCGUGGCACUCCGAUCCUGGUGCAUCCAGUUAUUGCGCCAGCAAGUUCGCCUUGGAAGGUGCCGUGGAAUGUCUCGCCAAAGAACUUGCAAUAGUAGCACCAACCUUGAGAAUACUCAUCGUUGAACCAGGAUACUGCCGUACACCCGUCUUCGACAAAGUGCAGUAUGUUACAGGAGGUGUGCCUGAGUACUCUCAAUUCAACGAAGCGGUUCGAAGUGGUGUGGCUACAUUGUCGGCAACUUCGCCAGGGAAUCCAGAGAUGGCUGUUGCUCGGAUGAUUGAGCUGGUGAAAGGAACCGGGUUUGCGGAAGGAAAGCCAGUGCCUCUGCGUGUGCCACUGGGCUCAGACUGCUGGGAAAGAGUAAAGGGCAAGUGUGAGGAGACGUUGGAAAUCUGCAAAGAAUGGGAGGGUAUAGCUAGGAGUACUGACUACAAGACAGAGGUGUAG
Fusarium poae is the source of this 858-nucleotide messenger RNA. RefSeq lists its product as uncharacterized. Bases 1 to 858 code for a protein of 285 amino acids. The record is from RefSeq and is a predicted model, not a curated record. The transcript is spliced from 3 exons. NCBI's taxonomy places the organism in Eukaryota, Fungi, Ascomycota, Sordariomycetes, Hypocreales, Nectriaceae.